AUGUCUGAUGAUAUUUAUGACGAUGUGAUCAGAACUGAGUCUGAGAGAGUGGAGAUGACGGUGGCUAUCUAUGAGAGUGCAGACUGUGUGAGAGGUCAUAACUUCUUGCCAGAGACAAACACACACCAACCACUUCAGCAAACAGGAAGUGAUUGUGUGAAGAACAGAAACUCCAGAGCAGCUGCAGUGUGGCUGGUGCUGCUGUGUGUUCUUCUGCUGACUGCAAUCAUAGUGCUGUGUGUCCACAUCCAUACAAAGAACACAAACUACACAGAAGAGAAAGACCAGCUACUAACCAAGAUUAACAACCUCACAGAAGAGAGAGACCAGCUACUAACCAAGAACAUAAACUUGACAAAUGAAAGGGAUGGAUUAUUAAUCAAGAAUGACAACCUGACUAAACAAAGAGAGCAGUUUAAUCAGGAGAUAAAUGAACUGGUGAAGAGUCUUCAUGAAACAGAUGGAUGGUUAUAUUAUAAAUUUAGUUUGUACUUCAUUUCCUAUGAGAGGAAGAGCUGGACUGAGAGCAGAAGAUUCUGUACAGAGAAAGGAGCAGACCUGAUCAUCAUAAACAGCAGAGAGGAACAAAAUUUUGUCAAAAGUAUUGCUGAGAGCACAUUUGUCUGGAUUGGUCUGACUGACAGUGAUGUGGAGGGCAAAUGGAAAUGGGUUGAUGGCAGCAACAUGAUUUCUAGGUGA
Messenger RNA from Sinocyclocheilus rhinocerous, 699 nucleotides. Its product is annotated as C-type lectin domain family 17, member A-like. The record is from RefSeq and is a predicted model, not a curated record. NCBI's taxonomy places the organism in Eukaryota, Metazoa, Chordata, Actinopteri, Cypriniformes, Cyprinidae. The coding region runs from base 1 to 699 and encodes 232 amino acids. The transcript is spliced from 4 exons.